AUGUACCUCAUCUCGCCACCCCUUCCACGCGGAGUCUCCGCAGUCCAAUUCAACAUCACGAGCCACGACCAAGGAUGGUGCAGCGAUAGAAGCCAGGGCAUCUGGUCAUGGUUCGAUGUAUCCAUCUUGGGCUGCUCUGAGCGAGGUGGUGGUGAAGACUAUCCUUCUUCCUUUUUUUCUGACUUGUCGAAUCCUUCAUAUCUCAAGUCUAGACCCGAAGAUUUCCGCCAAGUUCUGCAGGACCGGGGGUUGCGUUUCAAGCAUAUCCCCAAACAAGACCCAGAUGCAGAUCCAGCCAAGCCGAGGAGUAUUGUGAAGCGGGUAGCUUCGAAUAAGAUCCAGAGGUCCUGGCAACAGCAUGUUAUAUUUUGGAGAUUGGAAGAUGGUGGUGAGGAAGCUGGGUUCCUGUCUCGUCUUGAAGAAGGGGAUCGGUUGGUCGUUUGGGCUCGCACACAGUUUUCUGGAUGGAUUAACUGUGUGAAAAGUGUGGAGAUAAAGGUCUCGGUUGAUGAGACGACUCUUAAUACCCUUCCUGCAAGCGGUGGUGAUUCUGAAACGCGUCAAGGGGACACAUUCAAUGGUGGUUUGUGA
This is a messenger RNA of Aspergillus tubingensis, 591 nucleotides long. Its product is annotated as CHAT domain-containing protein. Lineage: Eukaryota; Fungi; Ascomycota; Eurotiomycetes; Eurotiales; Aspergillaceae. The transcript is spliced from 3 exons. Bases 1 to 591 code for a protein of 196 amino acids. The record is from RefSeq and is a predicted model, not a curated record.